This is a messenger RNA of Porites lobata, 6420 nucleotides long. The record is from the annotation of a GenBank genome assembly. Lineage: Eukaryota; Metazoa; Cnidaria; Anthozoa; Scleractinia; Poritidae.
CAGGCGGAAACAUUUAGAAGAAGCAAGGUCAAUUCGAAGAAAGUGGGGGAGGUGGUAGCAGUGAGGGAAGAGGUUUUAAGCGAAAAGACGACGAGCACAAAUGUCUCAUACAUCAGGGAAUGCUUAGAGACGUAUGGCAUUGGUUGGUAACCUAAAUAACGUAUAAUAUCUAGUAGAUUUAUGCAAUACACUACACGUCAUAUAAACAAAUUAAUAAUCCAAUAGUGAUAAUAAUGAUGAUGACGGAUGAGAAAAAUGAUAAUGAUAGGGAUGAUGAUGAUGGCAAUAAGACCUUUAUAAAACGGUCUUUUCCAAGUAAAGAGUUCAAAUUGCCGAUGUAUGUCUCUGACUGAAGUGUUAGGGUAUUGUCUCCGCGUUACUCUCCUUCAUAUCAGGAAAAUAUUACAAUUGCUCAACUUGUAACUUAUUUUGACUUUGACAUAUUUUAAGGAUUUAAGCCAGUAGAAUGUAUAGAAUGCCAGAAAAACAAACAUACAGUCGAACGGUUUUGAAUUGUUCUCGAAUUUGUUUUCAUCUGUAUGCAAAUCCAUGCAAAUUACCUCUCCUUUCCAUCAAACAGAAAAAUCCUGGUUUUUUGUACUACUUUUCGAUUUGCUUCGUUUCAUUUUAUAUUAUUUUUGUGAAAGCAUGAUUCUUUCAUGUGAAUUUACGCUUUUAAAAGAAAAAAAUUCAAAGAAACCUUACAUUUACAACCACGGCAAUACAGAUAUACGUGUCUAUUUCACUUUUUCACACUGGGGUCUUUAAGCAUCGACGAUGAAAUAGACGACGACAACAAACUGCACCGUGAAAGGACUGGGUCGAGAACGUCGUUCACGGAUGGUAAAUUCCAAAGUCAAGCACUUGUACGCUUGCUGUGGACGACGAGUCCACAAAAAACAAAGGAAAUACGAAUGAGGUGUUCAAAAUGUCUUGUCACGGUCUGCCCUAAACGAUCCAUAGCGCUCAGCCUGUGUUUAUCUGCAGCUGCUUUUUCUCCCUUUUCUUUUCCGGUGACUCGGAGCCUUCUCUUUGUCCCGUUAUCUCUUCGAGAGCUUGGUCUAGCUUGGUCUCUUCGUAAGUGAUUCCAGCGGCAUUUUCCUCUUGGCGCAUUUUUGCUUUAUGCUUGGUAACAGCAAGGUCUGUCUGUCCCUCAUGAAACUUUUAUUGACUUCGAAUUUCGGAUGAUCAAGGACACUCAGCUUUACAGCUAUCUGUUUCCAUGGAUCUCCCGUUUCCUUGCUUCUAUACGGAUUUUGGUAAGUUCUAUAACUAUCACUUCUCGAAAAACCACCAAAUCAUGUUUCAUUUGUCCGACUACUCCAUCAGGCUUUACAUGCAUACAAAGAAAAGUAGAGCCAACAGUUACUAACGUUUGGAGACUAAUCACUACAGUGCUUAAAGAUAAAAAGGGCGGAACAGGUUAUGAUUUAGCAUUUUAUUCAAAAACAAAAACAAGAAAGUUUCAAUGGGACUCCGUGGUGCUUGUUCACGAAGAUCUAUAUCGAUCUAUUUUCUGGCGUUUUUAGCACAAGAAUGCAAAGAACAAAUACGUUGAAAGUCGAAUACACAAUCGAGAUGAAGUUUCUUUCAGGAAACUGGAUUUCGGGGAGGGAGAAUACGAGUAAGUUUACUCACGUUCACUGGUGGACGCCAAGCCCCGGGUUUUCUCUUUCUCGACAGCAUGUGGACGACGAGCCGAGCAUGUGAUGCUUGACUUCUUAGGGAUUGUGUUCAUUUUGACCGCAACUGAAUAUAAAGUCAUACAACACGCUUUAAGACCGCAUAAUGUGAUCUUUCUAGUAUCGUUUGUUCUUCUAUUGUCUCCAAAACAGUCAAAGUGUUUCACCAGUUUCCAGCUACAAAUGAUAGAAGCCAUUUGAUGGACAGAAAAGUUUGCAUUGAGGGCCUGUUUACAUGGAGGUGGGGGACCCCCGUUAGGUGAGAUAACAUUUGAUGGGUCACCCCACCAACCUGGGGUCCCCCACCUCCAUGUAAACAGGCCCUUACUAUCAACUUGAAUCAAUAGGCGCAAUUUAAUAAUAAUGAUGAUAAUAAUAACAUAUUUAACCAGGGUAAACCCGUCAGCUGAAGCUGUUAUAAAUGGAUGCCCUGGGCAACUAAAAAAUUGACAAUUAAAGGAAAAAAUAACUAUAUCAGAUCAACUAUCAGAAAAAUGUAAAAACUAUGUACAAUGUCGAUGGAUAAAAACUAAGAAUUAUAUAACUACGUAAAUUAAGACUCUAAAAAGUAAAAACAAAAUAUAUUUACAAGAUCUCUAAAAAAUAAUAUCAUUCAGAAAUGUUUUAAAAAUCACUAUGGACUCAACUUCCUUCAGAUGGGGUGGCAAGUUGUUAAAAGCCUAGGCUCCAGUGUAAAAUGUUCCUAUCUUGGCAGAUUCUGUACGAACUUUAGGAAUUAAAACAUCUAAAGCAUUACGCCUAGUCGAAAAAGAAAGUGAAGACCUAUUAAAAUAACUCUUAAAACGAUCUGUAGCAAUGUCAUGGAGACACCUAACAACAAAGUUAAAUUGUGAAUAGUAGAACGCGCCUUGUGGGACUUCCAACUUAAUUGGCAUACAGUGAAACCUCUAUUAAGCGGACCCCUUCGGGAUCUUCCUAAGUGUCCGUUUAAUAGAGGGUGUCCGCUUAAUAGAGGUUUUAAAAAUUGCGUAAUGUUUGUUAACGAUCAACAUUCAACGGUUACUCUGUACUGUGAUAACGUUGCAUGUUGUUAAGGUGGCUCCGUAAUUAACACAAGAGCAUUGAGCUGUGACAAACUUUCCGUCAUAACUUUUUGGUUUUUAACGCGAUGGCUGCGAAACUUUGCAAAGAACAACAAAUAUCAUUCGGCAAUAGUACGAAAUAUUCUGAUUUCAAUGAUGGUAAAUAUUUCUUGAGAAAUUAGCGCUUAAAAAGACCCUACUGUUCAAAGAAAAUCGCGUCUAGUAAAAACAUUUGCUGAUAUUUUUUACUGAAAUUUCUGGUAUCGGCUUUAAUUGAUAUAAUAAAUAUGCCAGAGGAAUUUCAGAAAAAUCGUUGGAGCAGAAGUCUGUAACUAAAAGUCGCUCAAAAUUCAGCUGUGAAAUUGUUUUGGAAUUUCAAAAAUAAAUUACUAUCAGGUAGAAGGAGCCACCAGUUUCAAUUUUCGGGACAAUUAAAUUCAACGUUUGCUAAUUCUUAAAACAAAAGCCGAUUGCCUAUCGUGCUAUUCUUUAAAAGGUACUUUUUAGUUUUAGAAGCACUAUAAAUUGCUCCAAACCUUGCUCUGAAGUAAAAUGACUUGUUCUUGGACAUGUUUUAAAAUAUCCCUUGGCAGUUUUGGCUCAAACUCCUGUUGCAUACCUUUUGAUGUAUUGCCAUGCAUUUUCAACGACUUUUACCGCUGUUCGUUGCUUCCAACUCAGGAAAAAGUAUUGAGAUUGGACACUACCUUGUAUCAGAGCUCAGAUAGAACUGUCCAGCACCUUUGUUUAUGACUACAAAAUGAGCACCAGCGGCAGUUCUGCGAGGAAUUCGCAUCUCACCCUGGGGGGACGAACGACCAUGAUGCCCAUGACUGUGAACCGAAUAACGUCACAGUGCAAAAUAAAAUUAUGGCAAAAAUACUGCCAGUGAAUAAAUUUACAACUCUCAAAUUUUUGUCACUCCUUCCUUCAAUGAAUGGGUAUUCUUUUUUCUUGAUUAUUAUGUUUUGCUCUGCAAUACAUGCAUGUUUAUACAGAUCGGUUCACAGACAUCGGCAUGAGCAUCAUUGUCAGUCGUCCCCCCCGGGCUGAGGUGCGAAUUCCUCGCAGAGCUGCCGCUCGUGCUCAUUUUGUAGUCAUAAACAAAGGUGCUGGACAGUUCUGUCUGAGCUUCGAUACAAGGUAGCUUACAAUCCCAAUACCUUUUUCCUGAAUUGGAAACAACGUACAGCAGGAAAAGCCGUUGAGGAUGCAUUGCAAUACAUCAAAAUGUAUGUAGCAGGAGUUUGAAUCAAAACUGCCUAGGGAUAUUUUAAAAAUGUCGAGGAACAAGUCAUUCGACGUCAGAGCAAAGUUUGCAGCAAUUUAUAGUGCUUCUAAAACUGAAAAAUACCUUUUAAAGAAUAGCACGAUAGGCAAUCGGCUUCUGUUUUUAGAAUUAGCAAACACGGAAUUUACUUGUCCCGAAAAUUGAAACUGGUGUCUUUGGUGUCUCCUUCUUCCUGAUAGUAAUUUAUUUUUGAAAUUCCAAAACAAUUUCACAGCUGAAUUUUGAGCGACUUUUAGUUACGGACUUCUGGUCCAACGAUUUUUCUGAAAUUCCUCUGGCAUAUUUAUUAUAUCAAUUAAAGCCGAUACCAGAAAUUUCAGUAAAAAAUAUCAGCAAAAUUUUUUACUAGACGCGACAUUCUUUGAACAGUAGGGUCUUUUUAAGCGCUAAUUUCUCAAGAAAUAUUUACCAUCAAUGAAAUCGGAAUAUUUCGUAUUAUUGCCGAAUGAUAUCUGUUGCUUUUUUACAAAGUUUCGCAGCCAUCGCGUUAAAAUCGAAAAAGGUAUGAAGGAAAAUUUGUCACAGCUAAAUGCUCUUGUAUUAAUUACGGAGCCACCUUAAAGAAUCUAUCUAGAGUUCAAUUUCAUAUCCUUUUAUUACCAACUUUAAUUUGUUUGUAAAUGCAAAGACAUUAACUAACUUCAGUUCUUAUUUCAAGUAAGUAAGCAAGUAAUAACUUUAUUUAACCACGGAAUCCUUAUCACCAAAAAGUGGUCUUCUAAAGAGCCGUGCACAUUAAGCUAAGACUUUAAAAUAUCAAACAUUAUUGAAAAUCCUAUAAUAAAUGCCAACUAAGAAAAUCUUAAUGUACAAUAGCGGAGUAAAAACAAUUUAAAGUAGUGCCCUGCUUAGCCUCAGCUGACAGGCUGUUCCAUGUUACUGCGCCCCUAUAACGACAACGUUUCUUUAGGGCCUCAGUGUUCGGUCGAAGAUUAUGUCUGUGAAUGGUAUUAAUGCUGGUGAAUUUAUCAGACAGGUAAUCGGGUACAAGGUUAUUUACAGUUUUAAACAUUAAAGAUUUCAGUUGCUUUGCACGUCUGUCAGUGAGGCUAUCCCAUUUAAGGGCAUGAAGAAUAGGGGCACAGCUGGCAUCCCAGCUAGACCCUGUGAUUAUGCGUGCAGCCCUGUUUUGUAGUUUCUCUAGUUUUUGGCUGAGACCAUUACCGAUACAGCCCCAGACAGCGCUGCAAUAAUCGAGAUGCGGAAGAAUCAACGACUUGUAAAUAGUGAUAAGGUACUCUGGGGACAUGUCGGUCUUAACCUCCUCAGGGCAGCUAGUACUGUUGCAACUUUACCGAUGACUUCGGAGAUGUGAGCCUCCCACGAGAGUGUUUCAUCAGCCUGAACGCCUAGGCAUAUUGACUCUUUCAAUUGAAUGCCCGUCGAGGGAUAUGUGUGGAUCGCUAGGGAGCAAAGAGAUUUUUUGCCUCGUGCCUGUAAACGGACAUUUAGUCUUGAGGACAUUAAGACUUAGACGGUUAGAAUCGAGCCAUUGCUUCAGAUUGCCCAAAUCAUGGGUCAGGGAUGAAAACAACCAAGGACGUAAUCCAGUACUACUAUUGUCAAUUCUGUCCGGGGUCCGCUUAAUAGAGGUUUUUAACAAUAGAAAUUAGCCAAAUACAACUUAUUUUGGUGUCCGCUGAAUAGGAGUUCGUUAUAAAGGGAAAUAUCAGACGUUCGUUUCGGGACCCAGCUUCGUGUCCGCUUAAUAGAGGGUGUCCGCUUAAUUGGGGGUCCGCUUAAUAGAGGUUUCACUGUAUCAGUUGAUGGUGAGUAAUAUUACUAUCCUUCAGAACAAUUCUUGCAGCCCUCGUAAUAACAGCAAAAAGCAAAUUGCAUUGAUAAAUAUAAGAAAAUAUAUAUGCAUUUCUGGAAAGAAAAAAGACCUUUACUUGACGUUUCUUAUAUUCCAACAUGCAUAUUUAGAAGUAAUAAACCGUUGAAUGACGACAGGAACUUAAAUGUAAAAUAAGUAACAAAUUGAAGGACGAAAAUGUCACAAAUGGUAGGAAAAUGCAUAUAAGAGAAAAAGCAUGCAGACAAAAGGUAAUGUUUUUCACUGCUCAGCAUAGUAUGCUUUAUCCUGCAAUGGGUGUCCGAAAUGGUCCCAUUACAUGUUAUGACCAGUUGACGUGACACGGUCGGCACCAGCCGAUGGGUGAUUGUUACACGAAAUGGAUAUGGAGUUCUCUGUUUUCCUUACUGUUUUCUUUUAAACUUGAUUAAUAGUAAUACUUAUAGUAGUGAUAAUAAUGAUUAAUUCUUCCUUUUUUUCAUUUUUGCAGGUAUUAGAAAGGCACAACAAAAUUUUUUGUGCCCCGAAUUGGACAAAAGAGUCAAUAAAAGUUGUUUUUUAGUGGCAAGAAGAGUCCUGAGGCAAACAACGGUAGAAAAAAAUCGAUGA